CGGCUCUUCCGGCAACAAAGAGACGGGGCAGCGGCCCGGGAUAAAUACUGCGCCCCGACAGCCGCGCAGCAUUCCCUGAGUCCGACGCGACAAGCGACCCUCCCCAGAGCCUGCGCCCUCUGUGAGUGCAGGGACCCCCGCCCCCCACACACACUCGCGCCCACCCAGGACCCGCAGCUCUCCACACGAGUUCCCCCACACUUGUCCGGGUCGCCGCCUGCGUUCCCCCAGCAUCUUCCCAGCUCGGCGCAUCUCCCGGGUCAGGCAGGCCCAUCAGUCCGUCCAGUCCGUCGGUCACCUCCGCGCUCGGUACCAUGCCGUUCCUCGGGCAGGACUGGCGGUCCCCGGGCCAGAGCUGGGUGAAGACAGCUGACGGCUGGAAGCGCUUCCUGGAUGAGAAAAGCGGCAGCUUCGUGAGCGACCUCAGCAGUUACUGCAACAAAGAGGUAUACAAUAAGGAGAAUCUUUUCAACAGCCUGAACUAUGAUGUUGCAGCCAAGAAGAGAAAGAAAGACAUACUGAACAGCAAAACCAAAACUCAGUAUUUUCAUCAAGAAAAAUGGAUCUAUGUUCACAAAGGAAGUACUAAGGAGCGCCAUGGAUACUGCACUUUGGGGGAAGCUUUCAACAGACUGGACUUCUCAACUGCCAUCUUGGAUUCCAGAAGAUUCAACUACGUAGUAAGGCUGUUGGAGCUGAUAGCAAAGUCACAGCUCACAUCCCUGAGUGGCAUCGCCCAAAAGAACUUCAUGAACAUUUUGGAAAAAGUAGUGCUGAAAGUCCUUGAAGACCAGCAAAACAUAAGGCUCAUAAGGGAACUUCUCCAGACCCUCUAUACAUCCUUGUGCACACUGGUCCAGAGAGUUGGCAAGUCCGUGCUGGUGGGCAACAUUAACAUGUGGGUUUAUCGGAUGGAGACCAUUCUGCACUGGCAGCAGCAGCUGAAUAGCAUCCAGAUCAGCAGGCCUGCCUUCAAAGGCCUCACAUUCACUGACCUGCCUGUGUGCUUGCAACUGAAUAUCAUGCAGAGGCUGAGCGAUGGGCGGGACCUGGUCAGCCUGGGCCAGGCAGCCCCAGACCUGCAUGUGCUCAGUGAGGACCGGCUGCUGUGGAAGAGACUCUGCCAGUACCACUUCUCAGAGCGUCAGAUCCGCAAGCGAUUGAUCUUGUCCGACAAAGGCCAGCUGGAUUGGAAGAGGAUGUACUUUAAGCUUGUACGAUGUUACCCAAGGAGGGAGCAGUAUGGAGACACCCUGCAGCUCUGCAAACACUGCCACAUCCUAUCCUGGAAGGGCACUGACCAUCCAUGCACAGCCAACAACCCAGAGAGCUGCUCCAUCUCACUUUCGCCUCAGGACUUCAUCAAUUUGUUCAAGUUCUGAAUCUGAACACACCAUGAAACUUCACAAGGGCCCUGGCUGACUGGAUGGCUGGGAGUUCGGACACUUCACCUGUAAAUAGUGUACAUUUUAAGCAUUGGCUUGGAACUGCUGGGAUAAGUCACUGAGAAGAUGUUGGUGGAAAGAGAUGCAGUUGCCAAUGGGAAUUUACAAAUGUGAACUUCACGUUAGAACUGGUACAGAAAAGCAAAAAUACUGUAUAUAGACUUUUUUUCCCCCUAACAAUUUACAAGCAAGACUACAAGGGCAAGAACUCUUAUGUCAGCCAUGAAAAUGGAGUCCUCUUGAUGUUCAUGGAAACUUCCUACUUCACUAGGAAGAAAAAGGCAAAACUCAAAUACAGGACAGGACACUCUGUUUACAAUGUGAAAAUGUUGUUAAGACGAAAUAAGGAAGAAGGAGAACAGACGCUGCAAUUGAGAAUUCCCUGGACUUUGGGUUUGGAUUUGAGGGUUUGUUUUAAACAGGGAAAGAAGCCCACUCAUCUGAAACGUGCACGGGCAUGAGUCCUCAUCCUACGAAGAUGCCACACAAUGGUCUACCUCUAAAAGCAUAGAGUGCUCUCUGGCCGCAUACACUAUCUAGCAGGCAAUGUCUGUGUUUCAUGUAAGUGCUUUCAUCUGUAAAGUGAUCUAAGAUGGGAAGGCUAUUAGGAAAAACAAAAACAAACAAACAAAAAACCCUCUAUUGGUUCUGACUUCCUUUUUCCUUUCUCUCCCAGUAACUUUGCCUUUUUUCCUUUUGUAUUGUAGCUCAUGUAGGGAACUAGGAGCUGAAGAACACACCCACCCACCCCUACCUCACCCCCAACCCCCACAGAAGCAUGAAGAGAGAAUUAGACACCUGUGCAAGCCCAACACUUCUGACUUAGCUCUUCCCUCUUCUAGCCUAACUUCUGGGCUUAUCUGGGCUUCCUUGGGUAUCUUCAUGGGUACAUGGAUGUCUGUGAACUUAGUGGAGCCCAAGAACUGGGGCUUGAGAGACACAUUUUUCACACCAGUCAGUUAAACAUCCUUUGAGCUGCUGCUUCCCCUCAGCAGGGCAAUGAGCUGAGGCACUGUCUGUUCUUUAGUCCAGUAUCAAAGUUGAGUCAUCCUGAACUGGGACUUUUCACAAGCUUGAUUUAAAAGAGAGCCUGGAGUUCCAGCCAGAUAGAGAGACGUGUUCAUCUUAAACUUGUUUCAGGACUGGUUAAAACAAAGAGAAUUAGAAGACAAAGGAUUCCAGGGAUUCUGGCAAGGCAGAGAUAUGAGCACUGUGGAAGAAUGGAGAUCUCAGGGCUUAAGGAAUUAAUUCCUGGGGUGGGGAAAAUGUUUUUAUUUUUUACUUUUUACAGAUUAUUGCUUUUAUACAAUGUACAUAUAUUUGCAGUUGUAUUUGCUUUUUUUUUUCAACUCUCCAAAUAAAAUUGCCAUUAUGCAUGCCCUUGGCAAAUAAGCAGAAAUAGGAAUUUGUUCCACAUAAAUGCUAAGGUAUGGGUAUUACCGGAAGCACUGAUACUUGGAGUAGUCCUAGGAGGAGAGGAAAGAUGUCUGAGUGUGCCCAGAGACAAGGGGGGCAGUGACCACCUCUCCUUUCAGGUCAGUACUGUGCUGGCAGAUAGAGUCUGAAGGAUCCCUGAUCUGUCCUAUCUGUGCUUACAUGAGACGUUCUCCAUAUUUCCUUCUUCAGCACCAGCCCCUGAGGGGGAAACUAAAUUGAAUUUAAAGGUUCAUAAUGAGAAAAGGGAAAUGUAAAAGAACAAUAUUUCUUUUAUAUAAAAAGUUGUGAAAGUAUAAAGUUGAACUUUGUAGAGACUACUAACAUAACAGAGUUUUCUGUUUGGCUUUUCUACUCUUCUUCCCAGGAUCAAUUUUACAUUAAGAAUGUAGGGCCUAGACUAUGAAAGGAAGAAAGAAAGAAAGAAAAAACAAAACUCUUCCAUAAUUUUCAGAUCCUCUACAGGAUCUCACCCUUCCUAAAGAUGUGUGACGUAGUUGCCAUUGCCAUGAAAAGCUCUGGAGACAGUGAUUCUGAGUGGUGCUGUUAAGGUUAGGGGGUCAUGGCCACCGUGUUGUUCAGAGAUGGAAUGCUGUUGGGACCUUGGGGUUCAUAAGUCCAGCAGCUUUUCCAGCUUUGGACUGCCAGCGUAGGACUGGUGAGCCAGCCUCACAGGAUAUGACAGCAGGGCGCCAAGUCAUACAUCAUACAUAACCCAAGCAACAGCCUGCCUCUGUGUAAAAUGACCCUUACCCUAAGCAGUGAGGCCACGACUUUUUGAAAUGUUUAAUAUAUGCCUGCAGAUUCUCCAUGACCUUAGUAUCAGUGGGUAUGGUAUGUGACACAACUGAAGAGCGGUUAAGGACGAAAAGGAAGAAAGGAACAUGGAUGGGUCACUUUCAUUGAUUACUAGAAAACGGAAAGGAUGUGCAGGUGAAGAGGGAGUGGGAGAGGAGGAGAAUCUUUGAUGUGGGGAAGGAGGCAAUGGAGAGAGUAGAGCAGGCAAGAUACCCAUAUUAGGUCAUGGCCAGAGACUCGCAUACAAGUACUGAGAGUUAAAAAGAAAAACUCUUGCUCUUAGGACAUUUAAUAGUCUAUAGAAUUAUUCUUGGCAAACCUACCCAGGACUCUCAGACGUAAUGCAUGAAAACUAAGAAUCCCUGACACAGAACUGCGGGUGCAAAAGCAAGAGGGGUGUGACCAUAGCAACUGCCGGAAGAAAUGGAACUGUUUUCUCUCUAUCGUACCUACUGUCCCCUGCUUUGCAUGCUGUAAAGCAGAGCUAGAGUUAUGCCCAUUCUGAAGCGAUUCAGAUACUGAGAAAAGGAAAAAAAGUUCUGUUCAAGCCGUAUUAGCAAACCCAGGGAAAUAGUCACUCAAAACUUUGAAGAGCAAUCAGCCAAGAGUCUCUGAGGAGGAAGGACCAUCCCUUAUAGCAAUAUAUAUAUUGUUGAUAUAUGUAUAUAUCAACUAGACUAUGUCAUUACUCAUGACUUACUCUAAACAGGUGUCUCAGCUGAAUGGCAUAAAGGAACAGAGAUUACAAGGAGGGUAUCUAGUCCAUCAGCUGAGAGAGGCUUUCUGGUUAGUAAUGGUCCAUUUCAGAUGGAAUGACUUAGAGGAGAUACUUUUUAAGGGACAAGGCUUCCACUGCAAAAGCUUUCAGCAGAAGAGCUGUUCUGCCUGUGACCAUGCAGCCAGCUGGUAUGUGGCUCAUCCUUGUGGCGACACAAACCAUUCCCCUUGAGGGCACUUGCUUUUGACACAGGCUCCUUGUUUCUAUUGUUUUAUAUAGAAGAGAAAAGGCCGGGAAUUCGAUUUGUCUAAGCAAUUGGUAUGAUUCACAGAGAGCUAAAUCGUCACAGGGUUAUGUUUUACAGUGUAUGGUUCUCAGCAUCCAACACAAUGUUUAUUAUAAACCAUGCACCUGGUUGUAGAUUUUUCUGCCUGGCUGUAGGGCAGUAACAUCUUGCUAUACAAACACUAAAUUUUAUGUGUGAAUUUUUGACUGUAAUUUUAUGUGUGCAUUUUUUAAACUAAACUAUCAUUUUCUAUGUUGACAUCUGUUGUUGGUUUUUUGUUGUUGGUUUUUUUUUGUUUUGUUUUUCUUAAUCUGUUUCCAACUCUCUGAGUCUGUGAACCAUCUCUUCUGACUAGAUCCUGGCUUCAAAGCUGUUAGUGCUUAAACAGGCUCAGAAACACCCUGAACCUCUGAGGAAAUGCAGGGGUGAUACUCUUUGAUAGAUCAUGGGCCCUCUAUGGCUUUGACAGUAAUUCUUCUAAAUUCUAUAUAUUCUGUAAAUGUUUUCUUCUCGGCUUUGCUAAAACAAAAGAGAGAGAGAGAGAAAGAGAGGGAGAGAGAAAGAGAGAGAGAGAGAGAGAGAAGAAAACCUUUAUGAUUUCCAAAUGAAGGAAACUCCCAUCCCAGACCUUAGACCAACAAGGGUUGUUAAGAGAGGAUGGACAUUUCUGCCUUUUCAAGCUGAGGAAGCUUUUCCAGAAAGGGGGAUGGGGAGGGAGUGCUUCCUUUACACUCCCUGGGAAGUCAGCAAAAGGGCUGAACAGAAACCUGGGACUUCCUGAUACCAGAACUCUGAACACACCUACCACCCAAGCACCUUGUGGGCAUCUGUAGAUUCAUGACAGCCAGUGUGAUUCUUCCCAGAGACCCUCACAGGAGAUGUGGGAGACCAUUCCAUGAUGGGCAUCUGCCACCAAACCUAUUAAGUCUGAAUCUUACUGGAGAAGUUAUGGAGUCUCUUUUCAUUUCUACACCCUCCCAUUCUUGCUGACACAACCUGCCUACUAGGAAGUAACCAGCAUGCCAGGUGUGUGGUGCACACUUGUAAUCUUUACACAGGCAGGAGGACUGGAUUUCUAGCCCUGGCUGCAUAGCAAGGCCUUGCUUCAAAAACAGCAGAAAGCAAACAGCAUGUCUUAGCAAACUCAUUUUUCCCUUGGGUACUUACAUAAUUCCCUUACAAGAAUAGACGCAGGGUCCUGGUGAGAUGGCUCAGUGGGCAAAGUGCCUGCUGUGCAGAAUUCCAUUUCUAGCAUGUAAAAUGUAAAAUCCAGGCGUGAAGUUCAGUGCCUUAAGAAUCAUGUGGUACCCAGGCUCAGUGAGAGACCCUGCCUCAAACUAAAUGUGGACAGGGAUCCAGGAAGAUACCCAACAUCUGCCUGACCUCCAAAUGCAUAUGCUUGUCCACACAAAUCCCCAGGAGCAUACUAGCAUGCACACAUGUCAUGGACACACAAACAACAUGCACACAUGUUCUUGAGCUUGUGCAUCUACACACAAACGACUAGAUAAGUGUUGACCCAGCUCCUGUUAGUACCCAAACAGGUCUUUCUUCUCCCAUGAAAUGGAUAGGUGCAUUUAAGCCAUCCGUCCUCUUUCCUGCUCCUCUCUUACCAGUGCAGCUCAUUCUGUUCAACCUUGAUUGCAACAUGCAGAACUUAUCCCAUAAGGCAAGGGAUGGGGCGAUAGCCAUGAUUUUCGUCUGCUGGGCUUUUUUUCCAAAGUGUCCUUGAAUUCAGUAAGCAAGCUUCUUGAGAAAGCUCUCUAAACUUAGUCCCUCUCCAUUUGGCUGGAAAUGGAGGCUGCAUCCAAACUCCACAUUUCUGGAUGCUCCAUAAGCUUCAGCAUUACUGAGUACAACUCUGUCUUUGAGUAUAGACACAUUUGUUCACUCUGCACAAGACUGUCUAACAGAUGGCUCCAAGCCUUGCCUCCAUGCUUGGGAGCCUUUGGUACCAUCUUUAACUACCAAAUGCCAAUCACCUUGGCUAAAGACAGUGUAUAUUAUAGUUCAUGUCUAAGCUUAGAAGCUUUAAAUGUAUGUUUUAAAGAAAAAAUUAGAGUGGAUUGAGUGUUUUAACUCAAUGUGUACGGUUGGACAAAUUACAUGCACAGAUGAUUGUUUAAUAUUGAGUAAUCUGAAUCCUGUAUAACUUAUUUGCACACCUUUCUUGCAUGAUGAACUGACAUUUUUAUAGUUGUUUGUACAAGACAGUGGCAUAUUUUUGUAAACAUUUUUUGACACUGAAUUGCAAUAAAUGUUUUUCCAACAACA
Psammomys obesus (fat sand rat) is the source of this 6955-nucleotide messenger RNA. RefSeq names its product F-box protein 32 (gene Fbxo32). Gene Ontology annotation, cellular component: cytoplasm; SCF ubiquitin ligase complex; nucleus. NCBI's taxonomy places the organism in Eukaryota, Metazoa, Chordata, Mammalia, Rodentia, Muridae. The transcript has 9 exons. Gene Ontology annotation, biological process: protein ubiquitination. Bases 315 to 1382 code for a protein of 355 amino acids. Gene Ontology annotation, molecular function: protein binding. The record is from RefSeq and is a predicted model, not a curated record.